AGCGUACUCUAUAGAAAGAUCGGUGAUCAAACUGAUGAAAAAAUUUUGUUUAUGUUUGAAUAUAUUUAAAGAAAAAUGACGGAAAAACCAACUGAAACUAAAACAAAAACAACAAAUAGUUUAAAGCAUAUUCCUAAAGAUGCUCAAGUAAUAAUGUCUAUAAUGAAAGAUAUGGAUAUUGAGGAAUAUGAGCCGAGAGUUAUAAACCAAUUACUUGAGUUUACCUACCGAUAUGUAACAUGUAUUUUAGAUGAUGCUAGAAUUUACGCGAAACAUGCUAAGAAAAAAGAAAUCGAUUUAGAUGAUGUUAAAUUAGCAAUAGAUAUGGUACUUGAAAAAUCAUUUACGACCCCACCAAGUCGAGAAACACUUUUAGAAUUGGCUCGUAAGAAAAAUAGUACACCGCUGCCAUUAUUAAAACCUCAUGCUGGAAUUCGUUUACCACCAGAUCGUUAUUGUUUAUCAGCGUGUAACUAUCGAAUGAAGCCAGCAACAAAAAAAGUAUUUCAGCAAAUAAAGGUGGUACCAUCAUUCGGGAAUCAACAAAACAUAAAAGGACCACAAAAACCAGGUAUUACUGUAUCGACUGUUUUAAAACGUACGGGUGCUUUACCACAAAUGACAAAAACACAAACGGUUACAAUACCAAAACCAGUUAUCAAAUUUUCAACAACCGCUCAACAAAAAGCAAUUGUUAAACCAAAAACACAAAUUAUUACGGCAACAACACCACAGAUUCAAACAUCCCAGGCAUCACAGAAUAGUAAUGUAAUUGGUGGUCAAACAUCUUCAAUUCAAAUGCCUAUGGAAACUGAUGAUGGUUCAACGAUGAAACGAAAACGAGAAGAUGAUGACUAUGAUGCGCCAUAAUAUAUUUUAUUUAAUUAAUUAAUG
Molecule: messenger RNA, 894 nt
Organism: Chrysoperla carnea
Lineage: Eukaryota; Metazoa; Arthropoda; Insecta; Neuroptera; Chrysopidae
Gene: Taf9
Product: transcription initiation factor TFIID subunit 9
Exons: 4
Coding region: 76-870 (264 amino acids)
Biological process (GO): RNA polymerase II preinitiation complex assembly; DNA-templated transcription initiation
Cellular component (GO): SAGA complex; transcription factor TFIID complex
Molecular function (GO): transcription coactivator activity; protein heterodimerization activity; RNA polymerase II general transcription initiation factor activity
Source: RefSeq, a predicted model, not a curated record